UGCUCUGACGAAUUGUCUUCUUUCUUUAACUGUCAACUGACGUUUGAUACGCCAUAUGCUACUGUGAAGAAAGUAGUAUUUUUUGUUAUUUAUUAUAAAUAAAUGAAUUAUUACGAUAAAAAUAUCAGGAAACUCACGUCGUUUAAGGUUAUCAAAUAAGUGUUGACCGAACACUGAAACUUUCAUCAUGGCCAAAAAGAAAUCAGAAGAGAAGAGCCAGCAGCAAAAUGGAGACUCUAAGAAUGAGAAGGAAGUAAAUUACGAUGAAGAACCUAAUUUCAGCGAUCCUGAAGGAUACGUUGAUAAUAUUUCAGAUGAGGAACUUCUAGCUGACCUUUUGGAACAAAAACCAAAAGAAACCAAUGGCGUAGAAUGCGUUAUUGUGGUGGAUGGUGUUCCCAAAGUUGGUCCAGAACGUGUGGACAAACUCAAAACCGUACUCUACAAGACUUUCGGGAAAGUGGGCAAUGUCCGUAACGAAUAUUAUCCAGUUGAUGAACAAGGUCAUACAAAAGGUUACAUCUUCUUGGAGUACAGCACCCCUCAACAGGCAGCUGAAGCGGUCAAGAUGAUCAACAACAUCAAGUUGGACAGGAAUCACACUUUUAAGGUCAAUCUAUUCACUGAUUUCUCCAAAUAUGAGCAGAUACCUGAUGAGUGGUCCCCACCCGAACCUCGUCCUUACCAGGGACAAACAGAUUUGUAUCAGUUCCUGUUGGAACCUGAUGCGUAUGAUCAAUUUGGUGUUGUUACCCAGGAUAACACCGUCCAGAUCUGGCAAAAUACGCAGCCCGAUCCGACGUUGGUUGAGGAAAGAACUAAUUGCACUCAAGUACUGAUCAAAUGGUCUCCAUUGGGUACCUUCUUGUCUACCUUCCACCAGAGAGGAAUUGCUCUUUGGGCUGGACCCAAUCUAACGCAAUACAAAAAAUUCCUGCAUGAUGGUGUCCAAUUCAUUGAUUUUUCACCGUGUGAAAAAUACCUUGUGACCUGUUCCACCAUGCCAAUGGACUAUCAAGAUAACAACAGAAUAAUCAUCUGGGAUAUAAGGACUGGAUUGGAAAAGAGAUCUUUUAGUCCAGAGGGAUCAUCCACCUGGCCCAUUUUCAAAUGGUCUCAUGAUGAUCGUUACUUUGGUCGUAUUGUAAACGAUGUUUUGUCCAUUUACGAAACUCCUUCCUUCGGUUUGUUAGAUAAAAAAUCCAUCAAGAAUCCGGGUAUCCGUGACUUUAGCUGGUCCCCCACCGACAAUAUUCUCGCUUUCUGGGUAGCUGAAGAUAACAACGUGCCAGUAUGCGUUACCCUUCUUCAAAUACCGGAACGUAUUGAGAUCCGUAAGAAGAAUCUUUUCAACGUUGCCGACUGCAAGAUUCACUGGCAGAAAGCAGGCGAUUACCUUUGCGUCAAAGUCGAUCGUUACUCCAAGGUCAAGAAGGAGAGGAACGAGACCAAGUAUUCCGGAAUGUAUUGCAACUUCGAGAUCUUCCACAUGAAGGAGAAAGAGAUCCCAGUCGACAGUGUGGAGAACAAGGAACCGAUCCAGGCGUUUGCCUGGGAACCGGUAGGCAACAAAUUCGGUGUCAUCCAUGGGGAAAAUCCGAAUAUAAACGUUUCCUUCUACGAAGUGAGGGCUGGUCAAGCCCCGGUGCUCUUGAAGAAGUUCGAAAAGCGCGCUUGUAAUCACCUGUUCUGGUCGCCAAGGGGACAGUUCGUCGUUUUGGCCGGUCUUGGGGCCAACGGUGGGGGUUCUCUGGAGUUCGUCGACACCCACGACUUCCUGGUCAUGAACACGACAGAUCACUUCCAGAUGUCAGACGUGGAAUGGGAUCCCACCGGUAGAUACGUGGUAACUGGAGUGUCCCAUUGGAAAACGAAAGUGGAUACUGGGUACUGGAUAUGGUCGUUCCAAGGCAAGAUCUUGAAGAGAGUUAAUGUAGAUAAAUUUGGCUUGCUCCUAUGGAGACCCCGUCCAAGAAGUUUGUUGAGCGAGGAGAAACAAAAGGAGAUAAAGAAGAAUUUGAAGCGUUAUUACGCCCAGUUCGAGAGCAAGGAUCGUAUGAGGCAAUCCAAGGCUAGCAAGGAACUCAUCGAGAAACGUGCUUCUCUCAUGGACAAAUGGAACAGCUAUAGGGAGGAACGUCUUCGGCACUUCUUGGAAGUCAAGGCACAGCGUCUGGCUCUCAGAAAUAAUAUUGAUACAGAUGAAUUGGAUGCAGAUUCUGAUAAUGUAGAAGAAGAAAUGGUGGAGUUUUUUAUAAAGGAAGAAGUGACAGUAUUGGAGUAAAAAAUUUGUGAAGAUCGCUUGUUCCUGCCAUUUGUGACGCAAGUGGUGGGGGUACUUUACUUAUUGACUUGAAGACAGACUUGAGUGUUUAAUCGUUUCACCAAUAUAUUAUUUGUAUUUUAGUUACAAUAAAAAGUAUCUGCCGGUCA
Coccinella septempunctata (seven-spotted ladybird) is the source of this 2433-nucleotide messenger RNA. It is a transcript of the gene eIF3b, whose product is annotated as eukaryotic translation initiation factor 3 subunit B. The record is from RefSeq and is a predicted model, not a curated record. Gene Ontology annotation, cellular component: eukaryotic translation initiation factor 3 complex. Gene Ontology annotation, biological process: translational initiation. Lineage: Eukaryota; Metazoa; Arthropoda; Insecta; Coleoptera; Coccinellidae. The coding region runs from base 188 to 2284 and encodes 698 amino acids. The transcript has 10 exons. Gene Ontology annotation, molecular function: RNA binding; translation initiation factor binding; translation initiation factor activity.